Dictyostelium discoideum AX4 is the source of this 1512-nucleotide messenger RNA. RefSeq names its product UAS domain-containing protein. The record is from RefSeq and is a predicted model, not a curated record. Bases 1 to 1512 code for a protein of 503 amino acids. NCBI's taxonomy places the organism in Eukaryota, Evosea, Eumycetozoa, Dictyosteliales, Dictyosteliaceae. The transcript is spliced from 3 exons.
AUGGAAGACCCUGAUAUUUUAUCAAACUUUUUAUCAAUUACAGGUUGUGAUGAUUCUUCAUUGGCUACAACCAUUUUAGAGAACAAUAAUUGGGAUGUUGAAAGAAGUGUAGAUUUCUUUUUUACAAUGAAUGAUCCAUCAAAUGUGAAACCAACAACAUCAUCAAAAAAGACAUCAUCCCCACCAACAGCAUCAUCAUCAUCAGCAUCAUCAGAAUUUGACUACAAUGAAGAUGAAUUCAGAGAUCCAAUUCCUCAGAAAAUGGAUAAAUUAGUAGAUCACUAUUAUCAACCAACUCAAAGAAGUUACCAAAAACAAACCAAUGUCUUUGAGGCAUUUAGAGAUUUUGAGAAAGAAAGAGGUAUAAAUCAAGAUAAGGCAACAGAAAAACAAAAAUCACUAUCAGAAUUAUUUAAACCACCAUUAGAUAUAUUAACAUUUGGAACAUUUGAUGAAAUUAAAAAGAUGGCGGAACAAAAGAAAUAUUUUGUAUUAGUAAAUAUUCAAGAUGUUCAAGAAUUUGAUUGCCAAAAAUUGAAUAGAGAUACAUGGUCAAACAAAGAUUUAAAAGAGUUAAUAGGUGAAAAUUUUGUAUUUUGGCAAGUGAAUAGUGCAAAUCCUGAAGGAAAAUGGUUCACUCAAAUCUAUCCAGUUUUUAAAUUUCCUUAUAUUGCAAUCAUUGACCCAAGAACAGGUCAAAAAUUACAAGAUAUGACUGGAUUUAUAGAUGCAGAAGAGAUGGCUCAAUAUUUGGUUACAUUUUUAUCAACAAAUUCUUUCAGUGGUCAAAUUGAUCCACCACCAUCAUCCUCUUCAUCUGGUGCCUCUAAAAAACAAAAGAAAUACAACACAGAAGAUGAAGAAUUAGAAUUAGCAAUUGCGUUAUCAUUAAAACAAGAACAAGAGAGAAAUUCAAAAAGUGGUUCAACCUCACCACUAUCACAACAACAACAACAACAACAACAACAAAAUAAUAAUAAUAAUAAUAAUAAUAAUAGUAACAAUAAUAAUUCAACUUCAACAACAACUACAACAUCAACUACUACUACUAAAAUAUUGGGAACAAAUAAUAAAAAAGAUGAAAAAGAAGAUGAAGAUGAUGUUGAAGAAAAAGAUGAAGAUUUUGAAGAUGAUGAUGAAAUUGAAGAGGAUAACUAUGAUGAUAAUUAUUAUUACGGAGAAACAGUUCAAAAAGAAAUAUCAGAAGAAGAACAAAAGAAAGUUGAAAUUAAACAACUCGUUGAGAAAAUACAAGUUACCAGUAAAAUUGGUACUGAAGGUGAUUGCAUCAUUCAAGUUAGAUGUCCCGGUGGUGAAACAUUAAAAGGUCAAUUCCAUAGCCAUGAUCAAAUUAAAAAUAUCUACUAUUAUGUUCAAGUUAAAACUGGUAUUUCAAAUUUCAAACUAUUUACCUCUUUUCCAAAGCUUGACUUGUCUGGUGAAUUAAUGUCCAAAACUUUAAAAGAAUUAGAUUUGGCACCAAGAGCUGUUCUUAAUAUGCUACAAGAAUAG